This is a messenger RNA of Diplodia corticola, 1308 nucleotides long. RefSeq names its product cell division protein kinase. Bases 1 to 1308 code for a protein of 435 amino acids. Lineage: Eukaryota; Fungi; Ascomycota; Dothideomycetes; Botryosphaeriales; Botryosphaeriaceae. The transcript is spliced from 6 exons. Gene Ontology annotation, cellular component: cytoplasm; nucleus. The record is from RefSeq and is a predicted model, not a curated record. Gene Ontology annotation, biological process: protein phosphorylation. Gene Ontology annotation, molecular function: cyclin-dependent protein serine/threonine kinase activity; ATP binding.
AUGGCUUCCGCCGACGCCUGGCGCGCCACCUUGAGCUUUUCCGAUCGCCUGGCCACCAUCGUCAACAUGUACGGCAGCCCUUCGGCCGACGCAUCAGUCGCAUUUCCGCGACACGAUGCCUCCGCCGCCCGUCCUCCCGAUGACGCGGCUGCUCUCUCCCCGGCAGGCCCAACAUCAUGCUACAAGCGUGCGCACCCAGAAGCCACUCCGGCCGACGCCAGCAAAGAAUCCAGGGCGUUAGAGGACGCUGCAUUUGCGCAGGCGACGACAUAUGUUGACUACGAGCUACGCUGCGAAGCUGUCGUGCAAGAGCUAUCGUCAAAGUCCCCGGCAGUAGAAGCCGAGACACCAGAGCAUGACGACGAGAUUCCUGAAAACACGGGCUUCCACAUCGGGAAGUACAAAAAUGUGGCCCACCACGCCAACGGCCUAUUCUCCGAGAUUUACAAGGCAAGGCGUCUCGAGGACGACAGCAGUCCUCGUGCAAGCAAGCUCGUGGCACUCAAGGUCACCGUGCCGUCUAUGAUGAGCCCGCCUCACGAUUCUCAGAAGGAAGCGCAACUGUUAGAAAUAGCACGAUCGGAGCAGAACCAUGUCAUGCCAUUGCUGGAGACGUUCUGGCAAGCAGGUGGCCGCUUCGUCCUGGUCUUCGAGUACAUGCGCUGCGACCUAGAGCAGCUUCUAAGCAGGAGAGAGCUUACCCGCACGCAGGCCACGAAUUGUCUGCGCGACCUGUUCGAGGCGCUCGAGCACCUCCACUCGCUCGGGAUUAUCCACCGCGAUGUGAAACCUUCUAACGUCCUCCUCAGAUCACCAGCGGGCCCGGCGUUCCUGGCGGAUUUUGGCAUUGCGUGGAAGGACGGCGUUCGUGGUUCAGAACCGGCAGACCAGAAGAUCACGGAUGUCGGGACAACGCAUUACAGGCCCCCUGAGCUUCUAUUCGGCAAUACGUCUUACGGGCCGGCACUCGACAUGUGGGCCGCAGGAUGCGUGGUAGCGGAGGUGGCGUGCCUAAGAGAAAGGCCCCUCUUCGACUCGGGUGAACUUGGCAGCGACCUCGCCCUCGUCAACAGCCAUUUCCAGAGCCUGGGGACGCCGAACGACGAUGUUUGGCCGGAAGCCAAGCGGUUUCGGGACUGGGGCAAGGUGCAGUUUUACGAAUACCCAUCACGGCCGUGGAGCGAGCUCUUGCCCGAUUGCAACGACACGGCCAGAGACCUCGUGAGCCGGUUGGUUGUGUACGAGAGCUCGCGGCGACUGACAGCAUCCGAGGCUCUGCGCCACGAUUUCCUCAAGAACGGGGCCUGA